Molecule: messenger RNA, 1598 nt
Organism: Symbiodinium necroappetens
Lineage: Eukaryota; Dinophyceae; Suessiales; Symbiodiniaceae
Source: the annotation of a GenBank genome assembly
AUGGGUGCGACACGCGGACCGUGGGUCGAUGACUGUCAGACAAGCUGCUUCAAGCAGAUCGUGGACAAGAACACCAUAGUCUUCCUUCCGCCCUGCGAAGGCACGGCGAUGGUGAUCGUCCGCUGCAUCGACCGCCUGCACUUCGAUGCGCCGGCCGAUGCCAACCGGGUCAUGCUUGUGAUUCCGGAUUGCAUCCAGCAAAAAGCGAAGAUGUUCCAGCGGCACUACGCGGGUAACCUGCGUGUGGCGCAGCUGGGCAAGUUGGAAAAGAGCUGGCCGAAACAGAAGUGGGAUGAGUGCAUGGAGUCGAACCACAUACUGGUCGGGCCGCCUGACAUCUUCUACCACGCACUCACCAACGCGUUUCUCAGCCUGAAGAGCUUCUGCUUCCUUGUCUUUGAUGGCUGUGACCGUGCGGUUCGUGGCGAUGCGAUGGCCGGGAUCUGCCACGAUGUGCUGCACCCUUUUUGCAGCCAGACCUCGGCCUCGAUCCGCAUUGCCGGGUUUACGGCAAGCCUGUCCAAGGAAAGCUUCGAUCGGGGAGAGAUCAAGAUGCAGACAUGCGUGCAGCUGCUCCAGCGACUGUUUCAUGCCAGUGUCUUUACGCCUGAUGUCCCGGACGAAUACCAUCGCAAUCGCUCCGAAGAUGAUGGCUUCACGAAGGUGGAUGUUGCACCAGAAGGCGCCGAACAUGGCAAAUGUGUCAAGUUCCUGCACACCUGGGUGCUGGAUCUGGAACGGAAAUGCACCGAAAGGCUGGGUGCAGUCGCCAAAAUCAAGGACAUCCCCCGCAUCCUCGGCCAGCUCCCGACGGUUUUUGAGCAACUGGGCAGGGAUGCGUUCUUGUUCGCCAUCACGAAUGGAGUCAUGUCGCAGCUGGAAAGCAAGAUUUCCCUGCUCAAGCAGCGCACGCAACACUGUCCAGAACGAAGACAGGAGGCGGAGGCUUUGGAACGAACGCUCCCAGCCCUGCAAGAGUUGCUACUGGAAGCAGCGUCAGCCCUGGAGCUUCAUGCCCAGUGGCUUUCAACUCCACAGUAUUCCGCCAAAGCUGAAAAGCUCAUGGAGAUCGUGACUGAGGAGCAAACAGAGCCGGAACGGUGCCUCGUGCUGGUCAAGGAUUCAGCCAUCUCCGGCCCUCUGGCACACAUCUUGUCCGAAAUGCCUCUGGGGCCUGCAGGGUUUAUAUGCGGAAAGAUGACCACAGAGCAGCGGAACGACACCUUGUCCCGAUUCCGAGCGGGUGACAUUGCUGUUUUGGUAUCGACGAAUGUUGCCAACCUGCCGGAUUGCCAGCUGGUGGUUCACUUUGACGAGUAUCGCACACCGCAGGCGCACCAGACGGCCGCACGUGGGCAGAGUCCAGGUGUGAAGGGCCCAGAAAGCCUUCGAACCGAGCCACCCUGCAGAGUCUAUUACUUCGAGAAUGAUCCCCAGCUGGCGCAGAAGGCUGCCAAAAGAAUGACUACCUUGGCGAAACGGCCCGAGACCGUGCUGCGCGAGGAGGAUCUCGAGUUCGAGGAAGAGAGCUGCGCGAAGCGACCACGCUUGGUGCCGGGGAUCCUCGAAGGGGAGGGUGACUGCGGCCUGAUUAAUGU